Momordica charantia (bitter melon) is the source of this 1766-nucleotide messenger RNA. Its product is annotated as alpha/beta-Hydrolases superfamily protein. Lineage: Eukaryota; Viridiplantae; Streptophyta; Magnoliopsida; Cucurbitales; Cucurbitaceae. Gene Ontology annotation, molecular function: peptidase activity. Gene Ontology annotation, biological process: proteolysis. The record is from RefSeq and is a predicted model, not a curated record.
AAGAAAUGUUCGCUGCUUCCGCGGCAGCGCCGCCCCGUUUGAUAAAGCCACUCCUUUUUUACUUCCACUCCUUCCCAUGCCGCGCGCUCCCGUUAGUUCCACUCCCAAACCUUCUCUUCGCCUACGCCUACCAUCGCCGGAGCUCGGUUCGUUCAUCGGCAGUAAUGGCCACCGAGACCAAUCCCAUUAAUGCAGCAUCGCCGCCGGAUCACGCGACCGGGAAAUGGUACUCCGUGCCGGAGCUCCGGCUCCGCGACCACCACUUCACUGUGCCUCUCGAUUACUCUCUGGAUCAGGAUGCUUCUCCUAAGAUCUCCGUUUUUGCGCGGGAAGUUGUUUUGGUGGGGAAAGAAGAGCAGUCGAUGCCAUAUCUUUUAUACUUACAAGGUGGACCGGGAUUUGAGAGUCCCCGACCGACCGAAGCAAGUGGAUGGAUGCAAAAAGCGUGUGAAGAAUUUCGUGUUGUGUUGAUGGAUCAGCGAGGAACAGGAUUAUCAACUCCUCUGACUUCAUCGUCUAUGUCGCAAUUUCAAAGUGCAGAGGACUUAGCCAACUACUUGAAACAUUUUCGAGCUGACAACAUCGUGAAUGAUGCUGAAUUUAUUAGGACUCGUCUUGUUCCUGAUGCUGGACCUUGGACUAUUUUGGGUCAGAGCUUUGGUGGUUUUUGUGCAGUUACUUAUUUGAGUUUUGCACCACAAGGAUUGAAACAAGUCCUCAUAACUGGAGGAAUCCCUCCAAUUGGGAAUAAAUGCACUGCGGAUUCUGUAUAUAGAGCAUGCUUUGAAAAGGUUAUAAUUCAAAACGAAAAGUACUACAAGCGGUAUCCUCAGGAUGUUGAAAUCAUCCGUGAAGUUGCGAAAUACUUGGCUGAGCAUGGUGGCGGGGUUGUUCUUCCCUCUGGUGGUAUCCUAACCCCUAAGGGGCUGCAAGUUCUUGGUCUUUUUGCUUUAGGAUCUAGUACAGGUUUUGAGCGCUUGCAUUAUCUCUUUGAGAGAGUUUGGGAUCCUGUAAUAGUUCCUGGAGCGCCAAAACGAAUCAGUUCUUUCUUCCUCCGCGCUUGUGAUAACUGGCUCUCACUUGAUUCAAAUCCUCUAUAUGUUCUUCUACAUGAAUCAAUAUAUUGCCAGGGUGCCUCAUCUCGGUGGUCUGCUCAAAGAAUAAAGAAUGAACUUAAGAAUAAGUUCGAUGCAAAUAACGCCCUGAAAGAAGGAUGUCCCAUGUUUUUCACAGGCGAGAUGGUCUUCCCGUGGAUGUUUGACGAGAUUCAUGCCUUGAGACCAUUGAAAGAUGCUGCUCGUAUAUUGGCCGAGAAAGAGGAUUGGCCUCCACUAUAUGACGUUGCCGCUCUUAGAAACAACAAGGUUCCAGUCGCAGCUGCUGUUUAUUACGAAGAUAUGUUUGUAAACUUCAAGCUGGCCAUGGAGACAGCUUCCCAGAUAGCAGGAAUAAGGCUGUGGAUAACCAAUGAAUAUAUGCAUUCUGGUCUGCGAGAUGCAGGGCCCCAAGUUCUGGAUCACUUGAUGGGAUUGUUAAAUGGAAAGAAGCCUUUAUUCUGAGGAUUUUCUCCCCCUUUUUGCUUUUCUUCAUGAUUUAUUGGAUUGAAUUGUUGCCAUUGGCUUCUCAUUUUCUCCUCGAUAAGCUUGUUAGAGCUUGUAAACUCAUUAAUUCAUUCUCAUAAUAAGUUUUUUUUAUUUUUUAUUAACAAAUGUGAUGGAGACUGAAAUGCCGAUCCUUAGAGAAAGAGCAAGAUGUUUAAUUGCUGA